AAACGCAUUUGUUGGGAUGCAUCCAAUCCAUUUCAGUUCACGACUCACGAGAAGCAUCCAUGUGAAUGCAGUUGUCGAAGAGUCAGUUAGCUGUUUCGUUCCAUUGGCUAGAUCUUUGUUUAGUAUUCAUCGGUAGGCUCUGUUUCGAAAGGAAAAGGGGAUGGCAGAUUGGGGGCCAGUGCUAAUAGCAGUGGUGCUGUUCGUGCUGUUAACGCCAGGGCUGUUGUUUCAGAUACCUGGAAAGAAUAGGGUGGUUGAGUUUGGGAACAUGCAGACAAGCGGCGCUUCUAUUGUUGUUCAUGCUAUUAUCUAUUUUGGUCUCAUCACUAUCUUCCUAAUUGCAAUUGGAGUCCACGUCUACACUGGCUAGUCUUUCUCUAUCUUAUAUGUGUAAUACUGUAGCAUCAUUUUCUGUUUUGCUUUGGAACCAAUAGCGAUAAAUCUGUUGUUGCUGCUGUGAUUUUAUGGUUAAUUUCGUUUCAGUAAUGAGAUCUAACUCUGCUUGUAAAGGGGUUGAA
This is a messenger RNA of Hevea brasiliensis (rubber tree), 518 nucleotides long. RefSeq lists its product as uncharacterized. The record is from RefSeq and is a predicted model, not a curated record. Lineage: Eukaryota; Viridiplantae; Streptophyta; Magnoliopsida; Malpighiales; Euphorbiaceae. The transcript has a single exon. The coding region runs from base 161 to 370 and encodes 69 amino acids.